UAGAAUGACGUCUAGUCAACCAAUUACGAAGAAAGUUAUAAACUCCCCUGAGACGUGCGUUGACGACAAUCUCCGCGGCGUUGUGACUUUGUUUCCCAAAUUGCAACUUCAUCCCAAGCAUCGAGUUGUAACUGUAAGGAGGAAGAAUGAUUCCGGUAGGGUGGCUAUUCUCAGCGGAGGUGGUUCGGGCCAUGAACCUUUCGCUGCAGGCUUUGUGGGGGCAGGCAUGCUGGACGGCGCAGUGGCUGGAGGGGUGUUCGCGUCCCCUCCCACUGGAAACGUGCUUUAUGCAAUAGCACACCUUUACAAAUAUAAUUCAGGUGGAGUCCUGGUACUUCUUGGAAACUACACAGGGGACAGAUUAAAUUUCGGUAAAGCUUUCGAAAAGGCGAAGAGUGCAGGCAUCAAGGUUGACGGUUAUAUUGUAGGUGAAGAUGUGGCGUCGUGUCAAAACAAAACUGGUGGCAGAGGCAUGUGUGGAGAAGUGUUACUGUUUAAGAUGUGCGGUGCGAUGGCUGAGAAGGGCUACGACAUGGACGCCAUACUAAACAUGGUCGAAAUCAUUCACAAGAAUAUGGCAACCCUCGGAGUCUGCUUGACCUCUUGUUCUCUGCCUGGUCAGCCCCCGCUGUUCAACAUCUUGCCUGACGAGAUGGAAUUAGGCGCAGGCGUGCACGGAGAGGCUGGUAUCGAAAAGCUGAAGAUGAAAACAGCGAAGGAAAUUGUAGCUUUGAUACUUGAUAAGGUAAUAGCUCGUCGGAAUAUAGAAGCCGAAGACAGAGUAGUCGCCAUGAUCAACAACAUGGGCGGAACGUCGCUCAUGGAAAUGAACAUCAUCGCUGCAGAAAUUAAAGACUAUUUGAAUGAAAAGCAGAUCAAAUUAGAACGCAUUUACUCCGGGCAUUAUAAAACGUCUUUAGAAAUGCACGGUUUCCAAAUCUGCCUGUUACGCUUGCCUGAGGAAAAUAAGAAGUUAUUCUUGGAGUUACUAGAUGCUCCCACGGAGGUGGGAGUUUGGAGUGGGGGGGUUUUGUCUAAAAGAAGAGAGGGGGAACAUGUCGACGAUGAUACUCUGCUACAGAGUGUUAAAAGGAAGGCCGACUCCGGUCCCGUAUUGCCACCUAACGAUCAGAAAAUGUUACGUGACAGUCUUCAAGCUGCUGCAACGGAGUUAAUAAAGAACGAAGAGUUACUGAACAAGUUGGACUCCGGAUGUGGGGACGGUGACUGUGGAAUUACCUUGAAGAACUUCGGGAAAGCGAUAUUAAAAUAUUUGGAAUCGGCAUCGUUCGAGUAUCCAGCUAACGUACUGUGGGAUCUGUCAGAAAUAGCAGAAACAGAUAUGGGUGGGACGUCGGGCGGGAUUUAUAGCUUAGGCUUAUCUGCGGCGUCACAGGCCUUAGCUACAUCGACUACUAACGACAGAAAAACGUGGCUCAAGGCGUUGAAGGGUGGAAUGAAAGCCAUAAUGACGUAUGGCGGCGCGGAGCCAGGAGACCGUACUAUGUUGGACACACUCCAUGCCGUAAUGGAAGUGUUUCAAGAGACCUUGGAAGUCGAUAUUAUUACGCUUCUUGUUAGAAUCAACGAGGCCGCUCAGAAGGGAGCCGAAAAUACCGCUAAGAUGGAAGCCAGGGCGGGGCGCGCGUCGUACGUGUCGAGCGAGCACUUGCAGGGCGAGGACGCGGGCGCGCGCGGCGUCGCCAUUUGGCUCGAAGCCGCGCUCUCCACAGUCACCGGACACCACUGAACCAUGGAAACCGAAUUUACCCUAUCUAUUAAAAAAUGUGGAAAUUAUACGGAACUACACUGACUAGUGAUCAAAAAAAAAAAAAAAAAAAAAUCAUAUUUCCAAAAUAAAUCGAUUUUUUUUCCGAAAUGUCACAUCCCUAAUACAUAUGCUGCUUUUGCCUUUUCCUUUAUUUUGUGGGGAGGCAAACUUUAUACGCCUGGGCCGCUGAAUUUUAAAAUAUGUUAUUGAUUGUUAGAUACUUGUAUAUUUCGUUAUUCUAUUUAAUAAAUAUUCGCUUUUAUAA
This is a messenger RNA of Melitaea cinxia (Glanville fritillary), 2036 nucleotides long. RefSeq names its product triokinase/FMN cyclase-like. Gene Ontology annotation, molecular function: glycerone kinase activity. The record is from RefSeq and is a predicted model, not a curated record. The coding region runs from base 5 to 1750 and encodes 581 amino acids. Gene Ontology annotation, biological process: glycerol catabolic process. Gene Ontology annotation, cellular component: cytosol. The transcript has 14 exons. NCBI's taxonomy places the organism in Eukaryota, Metazoa, Arthropoda, Insecta, Lepidoptera, Nymphalidae.